AUGGAAAUGUACGAGGAACAACUGCUGACAUUAAAAAGUCAUAUAACUAAGUUAAAGGAACAUUUUGGUGAAUUUGAAAAACUAAAUGACCUCAACGAACAGAUAAAACAACAAAAUUCUAUAUUGAACAACACGAGACGCAGAAAUAGUGAACUACUACGAGAAGUAGAAGAGAAAAAAGAAACUUUAAAACAACUAACCGAUACUAUUGAUGAACAAGAAAAGACUUUUAAAGAAAAACAGGUAGAGCAAAAAAAUAUCGUGAAACUUCAUGAACAAAUUGAUGAAAAGAAUGCCGAAAUUGAAACGCUUGUUCAUAAUAUAGAAUCCCAAAAAUUACGCAUAGAGCAAUUAGAAAAAAUACUUCUUAAUCUGGAAGAUGAAAAUCGUAAAGCCUACAUUCAGCAACAACGAGAUCAAAUAAAUCAAGCUCAUGAUCAGAAAAAAGACAAAAUGUUUAAAUUCGCUAGCCAUCAAUUGUUAUAA
Melitaea cinxia (Glanville fritillary) is the source of this 486-nucleotide messenger RNA. Its product is annotated as synaptonemal complex protein 1-like. The transcript is spliced from 3 exons. Lineage: Eukaryota; Metazoa; Arthropoda; Insecta; Lepidoptera; Nymphalidae. The record is from RefSeq and is a predicted model, not a curated record. The coding region runs from base 1 to 486 and encodes 161 amino acids.